CAAAGCUCAAAAAUUUUAACCACUAUCAAAACAAAUUAUGCUUUUUGAGUAUAAUAUUUCUCAACUUUAUUACCCACCAAAGAAGAAUAUCUAAUUUUGCACCUACUAAUUUUCAGUACCAUCAAAAUUCACAAAUCACAAUUCACAAUUCACAAGGGUUUGAUUAAAAAGUUAAAUAGCUUCUUUUUUUCUCUUUGGCCAUAAAAAAUACUCCUUGUAUUUUCCCCAAUAAUUGUAUUGAAUUUUCUGAUCAAUAAAACUUUUGAUCUUUGAAAGAGAUGAAGAUAACUAGUUUAAAGCAACCCAUAAAAUCUUUCCUUAAUCCUGAUGUUGUGAGACACAAAUCUCAAAUACCCACAUCAAAAUAUGCUACCUUUUCCCCAAUAAUUACUCAAAAAUCCAAUCUUUUGAUCCAAAAACCACUUUUUAUUUCAAGUUUUGAUGUUAAAGGUUUGAUCUUUACAUCAAAUAAUAAUGGGUUUUUAAAAAAGAGAAAAUCUUUGAUCAAAUGUGAAGCUUAUGAGGCAGAUCAAUCAAAACCCAUUGAACAUGAAUCCCCAGAAAUUCCAGGAGAAGCUGCUAGAAAGAUCAAAAUCGGAAUUUAUUUUGCAACAUGGUGGGCUUUGAAUGUGGUGUUUAAUAUUUACAAUAAGAAAGUUUUGAAUGCCUUUCCUUUCCCUUGGUUAACUUCCACUUUGUCCCUUGCUAUGGGUUCUUUGAUCAUGUUGGUAUCUUGGGCAACUAGGGUUGUUGAGGCUCCUAAUACCGAUUUUGAUUUUUGGAAAGCCCUUCUUCCUGUUGCUGUGGCACAUACGAUUGGACAUGUAGCCGCCACAGUUAGCAUGUCAAAGGUAGCGGUUUCAUUUACGCACAUUAUUAAGAGUGCGGAACCUGCUUUUAGUGUGCUGGUCUCAAGUCUCAUUUUGGGCGAGUCAUUUCCCGCGGGGGUGUACUUGUCAUUGAUUCCCAUUAUCGGAGGUUGUGCGCUUGCGGCUGUCACUGAGCUUAACUUCAACAUGAUUGGUUUUAUGGGCGCGAUGAUAUCGAAUUUGGCUUUUGUUUUCCGUAAUAUAUUUUCAAAGAAAGGCAUGAAAGGGAAGUCUGUCAGUGGAAUGAACUACUAUGCCUGUUUGUCUAUACUCUCUCUCGUACUUCUCACCCCAUUUGCCAUUGCCGUGGAGGGUCCUCAAUUGUGGGCAGCGGGAUGGGAGACGGCUGUUUCUCAAAUUGGACCCAAUUUUAUCUGGUGGGUGGCCGCACAAAGUGUAUUUUAUCACCUUUAUAACCAAGUAUCAUAUAUGUCAUUGGAUGAAAUCUCUCCGUUGACAUUUAGCAUAGGGAACACCAUGAAACGUAUAUCCGUCAUUGUUUCCUCUAUCAUUAUUUUCCGAACCCCUGUCCAGCCGAUCAAUGCACUGGGAGCUGCCAUCGCUGUCCUCGGGACCUUCUUAUAUUCUCAAGUAAGUAUCUAUGUUUCUGAUCUGCCCUUCCUUUUUGUUUAUACGAAAAAUGAUGGUUUGCGAUAUUUGUUGAAGAUAUCGUCUUGACAUGCGGAUUAAGACUUGUUUUGCAGGUUUCUGUGAUCCUUGUGCUAAUUAAAUUACGCCAUCUAGAAAUAAUAGUUCUAUAUACUAGACUUGUUGAGAAUGUAGUAAUUGCGUAUGUACAAUAUAAAAAUAAUGAUUCUACCAAAUCCGAGCAUUCAAAGAAACAGUUUGAACGGAUUGAACAAGAAAUGCCCGUAACAGUUGUAUAUCCUUUUUGGUUAAUCAAACGAAAUUACGUGAUUAAACCCGAAAUUUGACUAUUUUUACUUCAUGAACAUACCAUCCCGCUGUUUUUAAAAUGGGCUGUUUUAGGUUGUUCAAUCUCCACCCCGCCAUUUACCUCUUCUCAGUUCUCUAGUUAUGAUAUACCUAAAAACUUCUUUUCUAGUCCUACAAAAGGCCAUCGUCCUAUAUUCUACUCCAUUUUUUUCUCCCAAAUUAUAACGGUCCCAAAAACUAGCACAAGAAUAGAACUAGGAAUAACCGAAUUAAUGUUUUUGGAUGAUAUAUGGAUGUACUGCUAUCAAACUUAUUUAUGAUAAAUACUACAUUCACUAUAAAUGUCAUAUGGCAUUGAUUUACACCUUAAGUAUCCAUUAAAUUCUCCUUACUCUUUUGGGUAUUUUUUUUACUUAAUUGAGAAGUCAUAAUAAAUGGAAAGCUCGGAGAAUUUGUUAAAACGGAGGAAGAAAAUGACGUUUGUUUCAUUUUGUGUGAUCAAUUUGUGAAGAUGUUUGAAGAAUGAACUUGGAAAGAAUCAAAUCGAGAAUUUUACAUGUGAAUUUAAUUGCAAACAACAAAGUUAAUGGAAAACAUAACGAGACAUUCAUUGCCAGGUAAGUCAAAUGUACCAAAUAUAAUUGUAGAAAACAGAUAACUUACCAAUAUAUUUAUUCAUUAUAUGCGAUGCAAAAAUGGUUUGCCCGACAUGAAGUAAAACAAAAUCGGAACUUUUUGAUUAAAGGUAGUGAAGGAAAAUAGCAUAGCAAUAAUUUUGUACAUAAGAUUUACCAGUGCAAAAUAUCUGCGACCUCACCGAACUGCAAUUGCAUCGUAAAGGUCUUUGAGUUUACUGUGACUGCAAUAUACGUUGUGAUGGUGCUUUGCCACACCACGACUGCAUCCAAGAUUUUGCACUAUGCUCCGCCCCUCUCUAGAAACUUCUCUUUUAUUAUGAAUUUACCGCUCUUACUUGAACUCUUAAACCAUAAACGGUUAUGAUUUCCUGCAGGCUAAACAAUGAGGGUUCCCGAUAUCGAAAUCCAAGUGGGACGAGUUCACACGGGAAAUUUGAUCGUGGGAGUGAAAAUCGAGCUAUUUCCUCCAAAGGGUUUUACAGCCACUGGAUUUUGAUAAGGUUGGUAUAGUAAUAUUAUGGUUUUGUAUUGUAGAUAGAUGAAUAGAAGUACUUGUCUUAAGGAGUUCGAUAAUAAUCACACAAGAAAGGAAGAAAUUUACAUCCAUGCUUUAAAAUGGCGGCUUUCUGCUUUCAUGUGGCUCAUGAAGGGUUAUCUAUCAAGAGUCUAAUAAAAACAAGUUUGUAAGCUCCUCUCGUCUUUUGGUGCAAAAAAUGCUGGUAUUUUACAUUUGUUGUUAUCUUUAUGCAUAUUCUCCCUUUCUUUCCUAUUAAUUUUGGUGUGUUCUUUUUGUAUUUUGUGAAAGGAUGUAUUUUACUUUAAUCACGUAAUUUUAAUUCUGAUUCUGAUUCGUUCCUUUUAUUUUACUAUGUUUGAAU
Messenger RNA from Amaranthus tricolor (Joseph's coat), 3282 nucleotides. Its product is annotated as glucose-6-phosphate/phosphate translocator 1, chloroplastic-like. The record is from RefSeq and is a predicted model, not a curated record. Gene Ontology annotation, cellular component: membrane; Golgi apparatus. Gene Ontology annotation, biological process: transmembrane transport. The coding region runs from base 279 to 1547 and encodes 422 amino acids. NCBI's taxonomy places the organism in Eukaryota, Viridiplantae, Streptophyta, Magnoliopsida, Caryophyllales, Amaranthaceae. Gene Ontology annotation, molecular function: phosphoglycerate transmembrane transporter activity; triose-phosphate transmembrane transporter activity; antiporter activity. The transcript has 4 exons.